Actinia tenebrosa (Australian red waratah sea anemone) is the source of this 1898-nucleotide messenger RNA. RefSeq lists its product as uncharacterized. The record is from RefSeq and is a predicted model, not a curated record. Gene Ontology annotation, molecular function: oligosaccharide binding. NCBI's taxonomy places the organism in Eukaryota, Metazoa, Cnidaria, Anthozoa, Actiniaria, Actiniidae.
UCUCCUGUUGAGAUGGUUUUAUCCAGUUUUAAAUGACCCAAAAAUCGAAUUUGGUAGACGUCCAUAAAGGCUUUCUUCCCUAAGAAAAGGUUAUCGAUCUCAACCAAGCUAGACCGUUCGGCACUUCAAUCUUACUUCUUUGAAGAUUCGACAUGUUCAGGAUGAAGACACAGCUUGUGUUCGUCUUUAUGCUGUUCCUUCUCAAGCACAAAGUCACCUACGCUACGAUGUGGCCGACCAAACAAUACUUAGAAAAAGAUGUGUACUUGCAAGGAUUCACUCUUGAAUCGUCCAAGGUGGAAACAAUCUUUGCAUGUUACAGAAAAUGUGAGGACAACAUAAAUUGUGCAAGCAUCAACAUGAACCUGACGAACAAGACAUGUGAACUGAAGUACUCUACCAAGACUAGACACCCAGAGAAGAUUGUUAGUCAACAAAACACCAUCUACAUGGAGAUACGGGAUGCUCUCGGGUUUUCUCCUCAUAAACCAAUAUUAUCCUGUAAAUGGUUCAAGAACCUUGACAACCAGGUAAAGUCAGGUGUUUACUGGAUGAAGUUCAAUGAGAUAUCGUCUGCGCCAUUCGAAGUGUUCUGUGAUAUGACCACCGAUGGAGGAGGCUGGACCCUUGUCUACAGCUAUACAUUUACUCAGUAUACUACGUUUACUGAUGGGGCAAACGCAGUGACUCCAAUACCAAACUGGCCUGUGGACAAGUCUUCUGGGACAUGGGCGCCUCAGUCUACGACAACCCCGCUCAGUGAGCCUUCUCACUCGGCCAUGGAUUUUUCUCUGUGGAAGAAGAUUGGUAACGAGAUCCUUCUAAAGCCUAAUAUCACUAACUGGGUAGCCUGUGUAGACGGAACCGGAAGUCUUGUGAACUUUGUGGCAGGAAGUGUGACGUGUAGAAUUGUCAAGGUCAUUACACCAACCUGUUCCACUGUCGCUCCAAAUACGCUUGAUACCACAAAAACCUGUGGGCCAGCUAUAUUGCUCAAUACAAAUAAUUAUAUUUAUUUAGAAGGAAAAACUGACAAGUGCCGGCCUGUCCAUGAUCCUUGUGGUACCGCAUCUUAUGACAAUCACCUGACCAAUGUAGCCAAUCCUGGUGGAGCGUUGUAUGUACGAUGAGAAAAGGCCGGCUUGAAUGAUUAUAGUUGCAACGACACGAGUGAAAACUUUCUCCAUAAACUUCUUCGUGAUAUUGUACGAAUAUGCUAAUUUUACUUUCAAUUUUUUUUGGAAAGAAACUAAAUGAAACAAAAACCUACCAAAACAUGAACAGUUUUGUCCCUCGCACUUCUGGCACAAAGACAUGUUUGAAGAAGCAAACAAGUACGAAGCACUUAUGAGGCUUUUUAUCCGCGCGUUUUAACUAAUUUGUAUUUAAUUUAAAUCAAUGUAGAUCAAGAGGUGGUUUUUCUCCAGAUUUGUUAAGGAAAGGAAUGUUAUUUGAAAUAUUAUGGAGGAAAUAGAAAACGCUGUUGAGUGUUUUGUUCUUUGAUUUUGUGAAAUCCACGAAUGGCGAACAAAAACAUCUAUUUGUCUACCCGCUACUACCUUCGAUUAUCCAAUCAAAAAGUAGAUCUAUUGUUCUUCCUUAAAGCCUAUCGAAUUGCAAGAAUUUGAAGGAUUUUCCAGAGCUUCUGGCGGGAAGGAACGACAACCGAGGAGGAUCUGGGAACGAGAAAGGUCUCGAACGAAAUGUUCAUCUGAAUCGAUAGGAGUUUCCAAUUUUUUAGUGUCGGUCGACACUAAAAACGGAUGUUCUUCCCGAAUUCGCGUGAGUAGCCUCGAGGUUUGAUUUGAUGUGUUUAUUCAUUUAUCAAGACCAACGUUGACUUCGUAGCAAAUGAGAUUCAAAAUAUUUAUAAGCUGAUUGAAACCCAGCAACAAGGA